This is a messenger RNA of Fusarium sp. VM40, 237 nucleotides long. The record is from the annotation of a GenBank genome assembly. NCBI's taxonomy places the organism in Eukaryota, Fungi, Ascomycota, Sordariomycetes, Hypocreales, Nectriaceae.
AUGCUGAUCAAACUCGCGGCUUCAACCGAGCAGUACCACAAGAGCGAGGUCAAGGCGUGUCUCCAAGACCGAGCCACUUCGAGACCUGGCUUGAAAGCCCUCAUCACUAUGGAUCUCGUCAACGCUCAGGCCCACCACUUCUUCCAGGCUUACUUCCCUGACGUCCCAGCCGCCGACAAACACAUCCGCCAGCCGAUGUCAACCUUGGAACAGAUAUCGCCCUGCCAAAGCACCUAG